Messenger RNA from Pteropus alecto (black flying fox), 975 nucleotides. RefSeq names its product olfactory receptor 1038. Lineage: Eukaryota; Metazoa; Chordata; Mammalia; Chiroptera; Pteropodidae. The transcript has a single exon. The record is from RefSeq and is a predicted model, not a curated record. Gene Ontology annotation, cellular component: membrane. Gene Ontology annotation, biological process: sensory perception of smell; G protein-coupled receptor signaling pathway. Bases 1 to 960 code for a protein of 319 amino acids. Gene Ontology annotation, molecular function: olfactory receptor activity; odorant binding; G protein-coupled receptor activity.
AUGGCUGAAGUUAAUACCACUUAUGUCACUGAAUUCAUCCUCAAGGGAAUCACAGACCGGCCAGAGCUUCAGGCUGCAUGCUUCGUGGUAUUUUUAGUCAUCUAUCUGGUCACAGUGCUGGGUAACCUCGGAUUGAUAACCUUGAUCAGGAUUGACGCCCGACUCCACACACCUAUGUAUUAUUUCCUCAGUCACUUGGCCUUUGUGGACUUUUGUUACUCCUCCGCUAUCACGCCAAAGAUGAUGGUGAAUUUUGUUGUGGAAUACAACACUAUCUCUUUCAAUGCUUGUGCAACGCAACUGGGCUGUUUCCUCACCUUCAUGAUCACGGAGUGUUUUCUUUUAGCUUCCAUGGCCUAUGAUCGCUAUGUAGCCAUCUGCAAUCCCCUGCAUUACUCAACACUGAUGUCAAAGAGAUUCUGCAUUCAAUUGGUGGCAGUUCCAUAUAUAUAUAGCUUUCUGGUUGCUCUAUUCCAUACCAUUAUCACCUUCCGACUAACUUACUGUGGCCCCAAUGUCAUUAACCAUUUCUACUGUGAUGACCUCCCCCUCCUGGCUCUGUCUUGCUCGGACACACACAUGAAGGAGAUUCUGAUCUUUGCCUUUGCUGGCUUUGAUAUGAUCUGUUCCUCUUCCAUUGUCCUCACCUCCUACAUCUUUAUUAUUGCCGCCAUCCUAAGGAUCCGCUCCAGCCAGGGGCGGCGCAAGGCCAUUUCUACCUGUGGCUCCCACAUGGUGGCUGUUACCAUUUUCUACGGCACCCUGAUCUUUAUGUACCUGCAACCCAAAUCAAACCACUCCCUGGACACAGACAAAAUGGCGUCUGUAUUUUACACAGUGGUGAUCCCCAUGUUGAACCCCCUUAUCUAUAGUCUAAGGAACAAAGAGGUGAAAGGUGCCACAAAGAAAGCCUUGGAUAAAGGUUAUGAAACCUUAAAGAUAUUAAAAUUAAGAAAAUAAUAAUAUUAAAUGCUU